Entrophospora sp. SA101 is the source of this 142-nucleotide messenger RNA. Lineage: Eukaryota; Fungi; Glomeromycota; Glomeromycetes; Entrophosporales; Entrophosporaceae. The record is from the annotation of a GenBank genome assembly.
AAAUCCAAAUCUUGAAUUUGUUGCUUCUCCAGCUCUUGCACCACCGGAAGUUGAACUUGAUCAAGCUCUAGUAGAACAAUAUAAUAAGGAAUUACAAGUUGCUUCAGCUCAACCUCUUCCCGAGGAGGAAGAUGACCUCUAA